Dipodomys spectabilis (banner-tailed kangaroo rat) is the source of this 2623-nucleotide messenger RNA. It is a transcript of the gene Arc, whose product is annotated as activity regulated cytoskeleton associated protein. Gene Ontology annotation, molecular function: mRNA binding. Bases 1 to 1191 code for a protein of 396 amino acids. Gene Ontology annotation, biological process: modulation of chemical synaptic transmission; positive regulation of AMPA receptor activity. NCBI's taxonomy places the organism in Eukaryota, Metazoa, Chordata, Mammalia, Rodentia, Heteromyidae. The transcript has 3 exons. The record is from RefSeq and is a predicted model, not a curated record.
AUGGAGCUGGACCGCAUGACCACCGGCGGCCUCCACGCCUACCCCGGGCCGCGGGGCGGGCCGGCGGCCAAGCCCAACGUGAUCCUGCAGAUCGGUAAGUGCCGGGCCGAGAUGCUGGAGCACGUGCGCAGGACCCACCGGCACCUGCUGGCCGAGGUGUCCAAGCAGGUGGAGCGCGAGCUGAAGGGGCUGCACAGGUCCGUGGGCAAGCUGGAGAGCAACCUGGACGGCUACGUGCCCACCAGCGACUCGCAGCGCUGGAAGAAGUCCAUCAAAGCCUGCCUGUGCCGCUGCCAGGAGACCAUCGCCAACCUGGAGCGCUGGGUGAAGCGCGAGAUGCACGUGUGGCGGGAGGUCUUCUACCGCCUGGAGCGGUGGGCCGACCGCCUGGAGUCCAUGGGCGGCAAGUACCCCGUGGGCAGCGAGCCCGUCCGCCACACCGUCUCCGUGGGCGUGGGGGGUCCCGAGGGCUACUGCCAGGAGGCCGACGGCUAUGACUACACCGUCAGCCCCUAUGCCAUCACCCCGCCCCCCGCCACCGGCGAGCUGCCGGGGCAGGAGCCUGCCGAGGCCCAGCCGUACCAGCCCUGGGGGCCAGGCGAGGACGGGCAGCCCAGCCCGGGCGUGGACACGCAGAUCUUUGAGGACCCCCGGGAGUUCCUGAGCCACCUGGAGGAGUACCUGCGGCAGGUGGGCGGUUCUGAGGAGUAUUGGCUGUCUCAGAUCCAGAACCACAUGAACGGGCCAGCCAAGAAGUGGUGGGAGUUCAAGCAGGGCUCGGUCAAGAACUGGGUGGAGUUCAAGAAAGAGUUCCUGCAGUACAGCGAGGGCACACUGUCCCGGGAGGCCAUCCAGCGUGAGCUGGACCUGCCGCAGAAGCAGGGCGAGCCCCUGGACCAGUUCCUGUGGCGCAAGCGCGACCUGUACCAGACCCUGUACGUGGACGCCGAUGAGGAGGAGAUCAUCCAGUAUGUGGUGGGCACGCUGCAGCCCAAGCUCAAGCGCUUCCUGAGGCAUCCGCUGCCCAAGACACUGGAGCAGCUCAUCCAGAGGGGCAUGGAGGUGCAGGACGGCCUGGAGCAGGCCUCCGAGCCGGCUGGCCCCCCUCUGCCUGCCGAGGAUGAGGCCGAGACCAUCACUCCAGCCCUCACCAGCGAGUCCAUGGCGAGUGACCGGACACAGACAGAAUAGAGCCCAGCCCAGGGCCCCCCCAGCCUGCCUGCCACACCUAGCCUGUGGCUUUUGCCAACCAGGACUUGAGCUGGGGCUGAUUCCCCCCCACUCCGGGGGGAGCUCUGGCCAGCUGGGCCCCCACACGCCCCCUGGCCUGAUGCAGACACAAGCAACCAAAACAGCAAAGGAGUUACUCUCCUGCAAGGCUCCUGCCUGCCCCUCCCUCGUCUGUCUUCCUGUCCCCUCUCCCCCAUGGCCAGUGGUCCCAUCGUCCUCACACUCAGGCCACUGCAGAAGACCCCCAGCUUCCUCAUUCUGCUCCAAAGCCCCGGCCCUCUGGUCCGGACAGCAAGAGCCAAUGGGCUCCCCAGCUCACGGGUACCCCAGGGCAGAAGCUCCAGAGAACCAGUGCCCAGGGAACUUCGGCUUCUGGGGACACCGCCUGCUCCUGGCAGACACAGUAGAGCCGGCGGCCACCCUCGUGUCCUCCCGGGGACAAGCCGGCCAGCUUCAGGCAGCAUGGCGCCCCUGGCAGGGGCGAGCUGAGACCACAGCUCCAGCAGCUUCAGCAGUAGACCUGAUGUCCCGGUGUCUCCUGGCCCUCAGCAUAGUGAUUCACGGCAGUUUGGAGACGAAAUCGGCUCGGAUGACUCAGCCACAGCGGCAGAGGGUCCCAGAAGGGCUGGCUGAGGCAAGAAACUGCACUUUCGGAGCCAGGAGAAUGACACCAGGUCUCAAGGCUUCCGAGGAGUCUUUGCUGCUGUGCCUGGCGCUGUCCCCUCUUCUCUCUCUGAGCUCCCUGCACACGUCCUGGAGCAGCAGAGAGAGUGUGGCUGCAGAGAAGCAGUGGCCUGGCAGAGGGCAGCACCCAGCUCAGCCCGAGAGCUGGCAGUGGACAGGCCAGCGUGAGGGCCCGGGCUUUUGCCACGCUGGCCCCGCUGGCCACCAGAUGCUUGCCCCCAGAGCCACCACAGCUGAGCGGGGUUCCCUGCCUGGCCGCCCGGCCCCGAGCCCCGGCUCGCUGUGUGGUCCUCACUUCCUGCCAGAGCCCUCCAGCAGCCCUGAGGCCGCUGCCCCUUCCCCGCCGUCCCAGCCCAGCCCAGCAGGCCCCCAGGUCUCUCCUGCUGGGUUGUUCCAGGCAUCCUGCCCUGCCCUGCUGUUGCCCAGGCUAGGCUCCAUUCAGGCCCUGUCCAUCCCCAGCACCAGUCCUGGGGGCUGGAAGCCGCUCAUGCCUGCAGCUCAGCAGGCCUUGCCCACUGGAACUCUGGAAUCUGGGGAUUUAUUCUGCAGACACCCAUACAGACGCUCCCCUGUGCCCCUGCCAGCCCCACAGAUUUAUUUUUGCAGAAGCCAUACCCCUCUUCAUUAACUGGCACAGGUGCAGGGGGCCUGGGGUCGAGACCACAGGUGCCCACUGUCCCCUCCCUCCCCGACCGGACUGUGUACCCUG